AUGGGAGGAAGAAAAGCGGUGCGGGCGGCGGAAGGCCUUGUGCACCCCAACUCCCGAGUGGUGCGACAGCUGCAGCGCCAGACGAGCCGAAAUGAACGCAACAAUGAGCGAGCAAAAAAACGGCAUGCCCAGGAUCUGCUAGAGGCAGCGCGUUUUUUUUGGUUCCGAGAACAAUGUAUGGCCCUUGGGCGAUUGCAUUCCGCUUUUUCCAUGGAGGAGGCGCAGGUGCUUACACAGCUAUAUGUUGAACGCAACGAUGCUGAACUUGUCUUGCUCAAAUCCCUCCGCAACCCCACGGCUGGGCGCAUAAAGAAAAUUGAGGCCUUGAAAGAAAGUGAAACAGACGCAUUUGAAUCCGCCAAAGGUAUAGUUAUUCCCGAUAUCACUGACAAGGGCAGGGUUGAAAUUCUGACGGAGAUUUGGGAUGGUGGGUGCGAUACCCGUUGUGUAGUGCCACGGCUUCAUUUGACCCGCAGCGGCGUUUUAACAACGCCGACAGCAGUCAAUGAAAUGCGGCUGAAAUUGACACCUAUUGAUCUUGUUCGUGAAAAAGCAACAUCGGUCACACCAAAAAAAGCCCUAAAGUUCCGAAAUCAGAAACGAACCCAAUCGGUCAAAACAACCGCCAAGAUGGAGGACAUUACGUCAAGAUCCAAGUUACAGAACACCGAACGUCAACAAAAACGGUUAAAGGAGGAACGAAAAGCUUUAAUUAACUCCAGAAGGUCCAUAUAA
Molecule: messenger RNA, 735 nt
Organism: Trypanosoma grayi
Lineage: Eukaryota; Euglenozoa; Kinetoplastea; Trypanosomatida; Trypanosomatidae
Exons: 1
Coding region: 1-735 (244 amino acids)
Cellular component (GO): nucleus
Source: RefSeq, a predicted model, not a curated record